CACGAGAAUCGAAGAAGCAGCACUGUCCCAGGAAGCGGGUACAAUAACAACGUGGUUUCAUCGCAUUUGCCGGUGUAUAUGUACGUGUUAUCAAAGCUGUUGUAAGUAUUAUGUAAAUGACAUUUAAUGCUCCGCACCCGAAAUGGUCUUUGAGCUAACACGUGUUGUUACCAUGCUUUGACAUACACAUAUUUAAAAUGCUACUUAGAUAUAACCCUCUAUCUCCUUUUACUCCACAGUACUGUUUUUUGCAAUGAAGCACACAGAGGCAAAGCAGCAGCAUCCAACCCUCUAUCUGGAAGUUUGCUGCCAACAUGAGGAGCCACGUCUCCCGCUGCACACCUCCAUAGCCUUGUUUCUGCUCUCCUACUGCGAGUGCAAGUCUUUCAAAGUGUUUCUGGUCUUCACCAAAUCUGUCAGCUCUCUGUCACUGAAGAGCCAGUUACCAGAGACUUUGGAUGUGUCUGACAUUCAGGUGGAGGAUCUACCCCAGCUGGUGAGGGGCUGCCGUCUCCCCGCUGUGUUGGACGAGACUGGGAGUCUGUGCAGGGCAGGACUGGCGGUGGUCCUGAGACACAUCAUCAACAAGACCCUAGAGGCUGACCCUUCUAGAAAUGAUGUUUUGGCACUGCUGGGGUUCAAGAAGACCUGUUUGAAAGCAUGUGCUGAGGUAAGCAAGUGGACCCGCCUGUGUGAAAUCGGCAUCCCUUCUGCUGUUGAAGAACACCUCAAAAACCCCUCAAAUCGACUCCAGCAGCCACCUCUCCCUAUCCUCACCUUAGAGCGUAGGCUAGCGGAGCCUGUCAAAGUCCACAAUGAUGACAAAAUACGCAGACAGAAACUCCAAGAGCAGAGACGGGACGAAAAAAAGAGAGAGUCCAAAGAAGGCCAAGGGGACCCAGGACAUGAGUCCGAACCAGGACAGUCACCUCAGGUCCGCGAUGGACUUGAGCUCAGGGCGGCUCUGGCUAAACUGUCUGUGGAUUCAGUUCCCACUUCGACCACCAGAGAGAACUCUGAGAUCAGGAAAGUGAAGACAACAGACCUGCCCCCGCUGGAGCAUGUGUUUGCUGAAGGACUUUACUUCACUCUAACUGAUGUGGUGCUGCUGCCAUGCAUCUAUCACUACUUGUGUUCCCUCCAAACCCAUGCCGCAAACACUCUGCGUCAGCUUCCACACCUGCUGCGCUGGUACAGCCGUGUCCAGGAGGUUCCUGGGGUCCUCCGGGCAGCCAAGGCAUGUGGUGUGACUCUGACCAUCCCCCAAGUCCCCCCAUCCAGCAUCCCAGUGCUGUCAGCAGAGGACAACCCAGCUCAUCCACUGGAGCAAGAAGAAAGCCUGGCGAUGACCUCACAGCUUCCCUUUGUCGGCGGUCCAAGGCCUACAUUGACCAAACUCAAAGAAAAUGGCAUAGAGGCAGUGUUCGCUCCUCAUCCUUGCCCUGCCUGGACCCUCCCAUGGGAGAGUUUACCCACAGCUAUCAACCCUACUGAAGGGAAAAUGUCAAACAUCCGUGCUGUCAGAAAGAGGCAACAGCUGAAUAACUUGGUCGCCAUGGUUACAGAGCUAGCCAGGCCGGGCUCCACCAUCGUGGAUUUCUGCAGUGGAACGGGACAUGUAGGAAUUGUUCUGGCUCACACACUACCAGACUGCCAGGUCGUCCUCAUCGAGAACAAAGAAGAGUCUCUGGUCAGGGCUCAGAGUCGAAGUGCUGAGCUCGGUCUGCAAAACAUCGGCUUCAUUCAGGCCAAUCUGGACUACUUCACUGGACCAUUUCAUAUCGGGGUAGCCCUUCAUGCAUGCGGCGUAGCCACAGAUAUGGUGGCGGAGCAUUGCAUCCAGGCAGGAGCCGCCUUUGUCAUCAGUCCUUGUUGCUAUGGCUUUAUCCAGAACGCAAUCAAGUUCACCUUCCCCAAGAGCAAAAGGUUCCAAGAGACGCUGUCUUAUAAGGAACACAUGAUCCUCUGUCGCUUUGCAGACCAGACUGCUGUCCAGCUCCCUCCUGACAGGAGACUCAUAGGUAAACAGUGCAUGGGCCUGGUAGACCUGGACCGCUCUUUGGCAGCAGAGGCUCAUGGGUACUCGGUGCGGGUGAUGACUAUGGAACCUGAGAGCUGUUCACCAAAGAACAACAUGCUGGUGGGAAGGCCGCCGCAGGCGAGGAGCGGACUGGACGUGGACGCGGGCCAGCUGGAAGAAGUGGCGCAUAAUUAAGACUGUGAGGAGCACAACAUCAGCGGUGUGGCUCCUGGCUUUGUCAUGACGCUGCUGAGAAAACUAUUUCAUCAUUUUUUUUAAGGCCUUUUUAAAGACAUCUCAUGUGAGAUUAAAACAGAUGUUUGGGUGAUAUUUCUGGACUGGCAAAAGUCAUCUUCUGAAAUCUUGAGCUGGAAAGUGCAGGAGUGUAGAAAGAUUCCGUGACUUAAUAAAAAACCUACUAAAUCA
Labrus mixtus (cuckoo wrasse) is the source of this 2446-nucleotide messenger RNA. RefSeq names its product glutathione S-transferase, C-terminal domain containing (gene gstcd). NCBI's taxonomy places the organism in Eukaryota, Metazoa, Chordata, Actinopteri, Labriformes, Labridae. The record is from RefSeq and is a predicted model, not a curated record. The transcript is spliced from 11 exons. The coding region runs from base 254 to 2215 and encodes 653 amino acids.